AUGAUUGCUGAAAAAAUAAGGCAUACUGGAUCUAAAUAUUGGUGGAUAAUACAUCCAUUCAGUUACGCUAGAUUAAUGUGGGAUACCUUGAUGAUGGCAAUAUUCUUUAUCGCUUUCUUUACAAUUCCUUUUAUGAUUUGCUUCGUCACAAUGGAUUAUGAAACAAUCGGUCUGGAUAUAGUGAAUAUUCCAAUUUACGCGAUCUGUUGGAUAGAUAUAAUGCUAAAUUGUAUUACGGGAUAUUAUAACAAGAAAACCAUGUCUGUUGAAUUGAAACCUAUUAAGAUAUUUAUAUUCUAUCUAAAAGGAUUUCUCGUGCCGGAUGUGCUGUCGUCUUUUCCGUUUGAUUAUAUGACACUGCAAUGGCGAAGAUUGCCGGGAAAUAAUCCUUAUUAUAUUGUUACUUUAAUUAAUAUCAUGCCUCUCAUAAAAUUAGCACGCUAUUAUACUUUCAACUCAAACAUUUAUCAUCUGUUUACGCAUUUUGAAAUAAAAAGCUUUUACUUUGAAUUAUGUACUACUUUAUUGCUAGGAUUAUAUUUAAUCUUUUGGUGUUCUUGUUUGUGUUACUUAAUACCGAUUUUACUGAUGUACUUUGUCAACAUUUCGCCGACAGAAUGCGAGGAUUGUUGGAUGAUGAAAUUGGAAGACGACAGUCUCAAAUUCAAAUUCAAGAACGCUGCAUUUAUUGUAUUGGAAAAUAUAUUAUCAAGUGGCUAUGGUCUGUUCGUGCCAAAUACAGAUGGCCCUCUCAUUUUUAAUAGUAUUCUUAUGAUUAUCGGCAGAAUCAUCGUAUGCUACAUGUUGAUUAUGUUUCUUCGUAUCAAAGCUGAGAGAAAAUCAUCCGAAUCGAAAUUUCAAGAGUUAAUAGAUCAAGUCAAAGCAUACACAAGACAAAAGCAAUUAUUAUCGCAUAUGAAGAAACGUCUCUUAGCUUAUUAUCAUUAUCGUUUCAAAAACACCUACUUUCGCAGUAAACGGAUUUUAUCAGAUUUGACAGAACCGUUACGAGAAGAGAUUGCGUUUCAGUCUUGUCGACGAUUGAUCGAAAACGUGGCAAUUUUUAAGAAUUUACCACGAAAUGUUCUACAAUCAAUAGUGAAGAACUUAAAAUUCGAGUUAUAUUUGCAAAAUGACGUAAUCAUUAAAGCUGGUGCUCAGGGCGAUUGUAUGUUCUUUUUAUCCUCUGGGACUGUUGCGGUUUUAACACCAACUGGAAAGGAAAUGUGUCAUUUAAAUGACGGUGCCCAUUUCGGCGAAGUUGCACUCUUAGUGGCGGAUCAGAGAAGAGUAGCUAGUGUUGUCGCAAUCGAAGUUUGUGAGGUGUAUCGAUUAGAUCGUAAAGAUUUUCGUCAAUGCAUAGACGUACACAGUGAGUUAUUUGCAGAAAUUGAACGCAUUGCUACGGAACGUAUAGAGAAAACUGUCAGAGCUGAGGAACAAUACAAGCGUUUUUUAAUGCGUCCUAGUCGCGUGCCGAAUUUACGCAAUGGAUCAACAAAAAUUUGA
This is a messenger RNA of Cyphomyrmex costatus, 1509 nucleotides long. RefSeq names its product potassium/sodium hyperpolarization-activated cyclic nucleotide-gated channel 1. NCBI's taxonomy places the organism in Eukaryota, Metazoa, Arthropoda, Insecta, Hymenoptera, Formicidae. The transcript has 8 exons. The record is from RefSeq and is a predicted model, not a curated record. Gene Ontology annotation, cellular component: HCN channel complex. Gene Ontology annotation, molecular function: voltage-gated potassium channel activity. Gene Ontology annotation, biological process: regulation of membrane depolarization; potassium ion transmembrane transport; sodium ion transmembrane transport. Bases 1 to 1509 code for a protein of 502 amino acids.